Perca fluviatilis (European perch) is the source of this 3079-nucleotide messenger RNA. It is a transcript of the gene c1ql4b, whose product is annotated as complement C1q-like protein 4. Gene Ontology annotation, molecular function: protein binding. Lineage: Eukaryota; Metazoa; Chordata; Actinopteri; Perciformes; Percidae. The coding region runs from base 1399 to 2118 and encodes 239 amino acids. The record is from RefSeq and is a predicted model, not a curated record. The transcript has 3 exons.
GAGAGCACAGGACGGAAAAUACAACAAGUGAGUGAACUGUUGCUCUGCAAAUAAAGUCGCUCAGCAGCGGGAUUUCCGCCGGGAGAAAGUCUGUAAAAGUAACUCGUCAGAAUGUGUGAUUUUUAAUUGAAGGUGUGCGACGCGACUUUGAAUUGCAUUAUUAUUCAUGUUUUUAUUUUAUUUUUAUUCCGUCCGUGUCGGACUGCUGUGAGCGUUGCUUUCAUCAUUUUGGACGGCGCGGUCCAGCCACAAAGCAGGAGUCCCGUAUGAUAUGCUUCAAGUUUAAAUAUUAGUGUGACUUUGAGUUUGCACCGGAGCGCAACUUCACCCGAUGCGACAGUGAAACCGCUCUGUCUUGGAAGGAUUUCAUUCCGGUCCUGGACCAGUUUUCUUGCGACGUUUCUUAACCUGCAGCAUGGAAAAAACGACAACACUGAGAACCAGGUAGAAAAGAAAGAAAAAGAUUAGAUUCAGGGAUCUCCUGUGAUUCUGUGAUAUAAAGAAUGUUCUCUGCUUCAGCCAAGCUGCCUUUAAAACAAGUUUCCACUUUCAAUGCAAUUUGGCCUGCCCUUUUCUCAGAAUUUGCCCCUUUAUGACCUGUAACAAAUCUGUACUUUGAAUGGAGGAGUAGACUGCUCAGAUAAAUAUAAUCCAGGCUCCAACAACACAGACAGAGAGAGAGAGAGAGAGAGAGAGAGAGAUAGAGAAGGAGAGAGAGAAAGAGAGGUGUGAGCCCAUCAAAACACAGGAAGGGAGAAAAGAGCCGAGAUUUAGCAGUUUCCUCGUACUUCUCUUCUCAUUCCUGGACAGACAAGUAAAGUGCCCUUCCUUAAAUGUGGUGGGUGAGAUGAACUCCAGUGGGAAUACUGUAGACCCCACCUGACAGCUCUCUGCCCGAGCAACUGAAAGCUUUUCACUGGAGCCUCCACAACCACAGAGCUGAAAAAAAAAAAAAAGCAGUUGCCUCCAAUCCAACAUCUCAACGGUGAUUUUAAAUAUUUAUGUUGUUUUUGUCUUGCAAAAUGAUGUAUUAUUGUUAGAUAGGUUGACAGCCCUCUGACAUUGUUAACCAGAGGAAACUGAAAAAUAAAAGGAUACAAAACCAACGUGCUGAACACAAAGAAAUGGAAAACCCUAUUUGUCAUUCUCUCCCCGACUUCUGAUUUUCUCCUGUCUGAGACUUGCCUGUCCCACUCCUAAACUAGUCCCCCAUUUCCUUUCUCUUCCUCAUACAAUCACAUAUUUUCCUCCUCCAUCUUAUCGAUCCAGUUACUUUCUUCAGCUUUCAGCCUGGCCGGCACAACCAUUCCAGCUAAGGGGGAGGAGGACCUCCUCACGCUGGCCGCCUCCCGGCUCAGCCGCAAGAAACGUGUCAUUGGGGCUGGAGUCGGUGUGGCCAUGGUCCUGGUCCUGCUGGUUGCCAUUCCCCUAUUGGUCCACACCACCAAGGCAGGAGGGUCCGGAGGAGGGGGCACGCAUUACGAGAUGCUUGGGAGCUGCAAGAUGGUGUGUGACACUUUCACCCCCCCACAGGGAGAGCUGACAGCUGUCUCACCUCAGCCCCCAGACUUCUCAAACCGCAGGAGCAAACAGGGGUACAGAGGGAGCCCUGGACUUCCUGGACCUCCAGGUCCUAAAGGGCCCCCCGGAGAGCCCGGCAAGCCCGGCCCACCUGGUCCACCAGGACCUGGACCCGGUGGCUACGGCCCAUCCUUCUAUAGUCCCAAAAUCGCCUUCUACGCAGGCCUCCGGAAACAACACGAAGGGAGUGAAAUACUGAAGUUUGAUGACGUGGUGACCAACGUAGGGAACUACUACGAACCGAGCACCGGCAAGUUCACCUGCCCUCUGCCUGGCAUCUACUACUUCACCUACCACGUCCUGAUGAGAGGAGGUGAUGGGACGAGCAUGUGGGCUGACCUGAAGAAGAACGGACAGGUGAGGGCCAGUGCAAUCGCUCAAGAUGCAGACCAGAACUACGACUACGCCUCCAACAGUGUCAUCCUGCACCUGGAUGUGGGGGACGAAGUGUGCGUACAGCUCGAUGGGGGCAAAGUUCACGGCGGAAACACCAACAAAUACAGCACCUUCUCUGGCUUCCUCAUCUACCCUGACUGACAGUAUACUCACAUUUAUAUAGUCUCUUUCUGUAAUCAAGCAAAAAGUGUCCUCUCCUUUCUUCAUCUAACACCACCAUGACUCCAUUAUGUAAUUUGUCAUUUCAACGCUCUUCAGUACACAAAACAUGUAAUAACAUGAUCAUAGUUAACAAAUUUGUGUAAAAAGGAAUAUAGUAUUGUAUAUAUUACCAGUUAGCAAUCUGAUACACACACUUGUGUAAUCAUUAUUCUGUCAUGUACAGUAGGCUAUGUGUAAGUAUGGGUAAAAGUAUGGUAAAAACACCUGAUUCGCAUCUGUUUUUACAUUGACACACACACACACACACAAACACACACACACACACAAAGGCUUGCUCAUAUAAAUUGAACUUCUCCUAUCUGUUGUUACAAUGAGACAAGAUGACCAUUUCAGCCACUGGUUUGAAAUCAACUGAAAUGAUCUCUGAAUGUAGACUGUAAAUCGAAGUGUGUGUACUUGGCUACAGCCUCUCGCCUUUACUGUGAGAUACAUUUCCAAACGAGAAAAGUCAUGAAUAUAUUGAUCGCAGCUGAUAAUACAGCCAACACCAUGAACAGUGUGUUGUGUGUCUAUGUUCAUGCCGGUGUGUGAGCAAACGCGUGUGUUUACCCUUCAGUUUGUGUCGAGGCUUAAAAGCAUCACGUUGCUGUUAGUUUGACUUGCACAGUCCCCGGCUACUGUUAAGGGACAGGCUGUCAAGUUGUCGGUAACAGUCCCUUAACAUACACAGUAUAUUGAUACUGAGGUUUAGCUUUGAGAUUUAACCUGAGCCAGAGCUCAUGGCAGAGCCUCAUCAUGUCCUGAUAAUGAGCUGAGGCUUCCUCUACAGCCUUAUCUGUUCAGUCACCCUCACAUCUGGCAUCCAUAGUUUGCUACAUGACUUUGCUGAAAUAGUUUGACAUUUUGGGAAAUAUGAUUGUUUGCUUUCUUGCCCGAAGUA